AUGGCCUCUCGCUUUGCCCACCGCCUCGUCACCGCCGCCCGUCCCGCCGCACGCGUUUCGACGCGCAGCGCAGGCCGUCGGUUCGCCAGCUCCGGACCUGGACACGCCGCGAAGGAGAGCAGCGACACGCCCUGGAUGAUCGGGUCUGCGCUCGUCUUCGGGCCUGUGAUCGCGUACCUCCUGUUCCCCUCCUCGAAGGAGAAGGCGAAGCACACUGCGGCCCACCCCCGCGCGCACGACGGCCUCAGCCACGUCCCUGAGCCCGUCGCGGCAAAACAGCCCGCGUCCGAACCUAAGCCCGAAGCGCCCGAACCUGAGGACGUCCAAAAGUCCACCGCACAGGCCGUCGCUUCCGACUCGCCGAAGGACGCGCAGAACGCAGAGGAGACGGGUUCGGACUCGGCCUCCGAGGACGGCAAGGUACAUGGCUCGCCCGCGAUGACCGACUCGGAGGGCACCACCGCGUCUGCCGAGGAGGUUGACGAGUCGAUGAACAAGGCUUUCGUGCGUGCUCGUUGCGUCCUCUUAUUCCGCUGA
Molecule: messenger RNA, 537 nt
Organism: Epithele typhae
Lineage: Eukaryota; Fungi; Basidiomycota; Agaricomycetes; Polyporales; Epitheliaceae
Exons: 5
Coding region: 1-537 (178 amino acids)
Source: RefSeq, a predicted model, not a curated record